Molecule: messenger RNA, 804 nt
Organism: Dryobates pubescens (Downy woodpecker)
Lineage: Eukaryota; Metazoa; Chordata; Aves; Piciformes; Picidae
Gene: TMEM51
Product: transmembrane protein 51
Exons: 2
Coding region: 19-774 (251 amino acids)
Source: RefSeq, a predicted model, not a curated record
CCCCCGGGAGCCGCAGCCAUGGCUCACUCCCGUGCCAACGGCUCGCACUACGCCCUGACGGCCAUCGGGCUGGGCAUGCUGGUGCUGGGCAUCGUCAUGGCCGUCUGGAACCUGGUGCCCGGCUUCGGCUCCCCGGACAAGCCCUCCGCCCCCGCCGGCAACAGCAGCAAGCCCGAGCGCGGCACCGGCGCCGUGCUCAAGAGCAAGACCUUCUCGGUGGCCUACGUGCUGGUGGGGGCGGGGGUGCUGCUGCUGCUGCUCUCCAUCUGCCUCAACCUCCGCGACAAGAAGAGGCAGAGCCAGGAGGAGAUGGUCCACGUGCGGCGCCAGGUGUCCGUGGAGCCCUCCCAGCAGGAGGAGAGCCAAGAGGAGGAUGAGGACACAGCUUCCCAGUACUACGUGCCCAGCUACGAGGAGGUGAUGAACGCAGGCUACUCGGAGCCCAGGGACUCGGACAGGAGCCGCAGGCUCAGCGUUUCGCUGCCCUCCUACGAGUCGCUGGCGGGGCCGGAGGAGGGCGGGCAGGGCGCCGGGGCCGCGGGCGCGGAGCCGGGCGCGGAGCGGCAGCCCGGGCGGCACGGCUCCCGCCCCAGCAAGCGCCUCAAGCCCCUCAAGGUGCGCAGGAUCAAGUCGGAGAAGCUGCACCUGAAGGACAUCAGGCUGAACAUCGCUCAAGGCAACAGCACCGCUCCCAUCACCAUCGAGCCCUUGACCCCCCCGCCCAAGUACGAGGAGAUCCAGGACAAAGUGCCGGGCAGCCAGCACAUGACUUAAGGAGAGGAGAGGAGGCUGUGAUGCUGCUGG